CAUACAAAAAAUGACAAAAAACGGACCGUUGUGUUAUUUUAUGGCACGUGUAUUUUUGAUGAAACAAAAUUUUUUUCCAUUAUUUAUUUUGUGACAUUUUAUUAUUCAAAUUAUGAAUAACAAUCAAAAUGGCUGGACAUUCGUUUUUAAAUGUUAAAAAAGAUAGCCAAACAAUGGCCAAAAAUGAUACGACAAUUUUUGGCAACAACAACAACAGUAGUAGUUCGACAGUUAGCCUAAUGAAAAUUGUCAUAUUGGUCAUAUCAGCUUUGUUGGCAUUUUUCGUAAGAUUAUUUUCUGUGUUACGUUUCGAAAGUGUUAUACAUGAAUUUGAUCCAUAUUUCAACUAUCGUACAACAAGAUAUUUGGCUGAAAAUGGUUUUUAUAAUUUCCAUAAUUGGUUUGAUGAUCGAGCCUGGUAUCCAUUGGGUCGUAUUAUCGGUGGUACCAUUUAUCCAGGAUUGAUGGUCACAUCGGCUGUACUAUUUAAUUUACUUAAAAUGUUAAGCUUUCCUGUCGAUAUAAAAGAUGUUUGUGUAUUUUUAGCACCAUUAUUUUCAUCACUUACUACAAUCAUAACAUAUGCAUUGACAAAAGAAUUAUCAGAUGAAGCAUCCGGAUUAGUUGCUGCUGCAAUGAUAUCGAUUGUACCUGGUUAUAUCUCCCGUUCAGUUGCCGGAUCAUAUGAUAACGAAGGAAUAGCCAUAUUCUGUAUGCUAUUCACUUAUUAUAUGUGGAUUAAAGCAGUGAAAACUGGAUCAAUAUUCUGGUCUUGUCUUUGUUCAUUAGCUUAUUUCUACAUGGUAUCAUCAUGGGGUGGUUAUGUUUUCCUUAUCAAUCUUAUACCGUUACAUGUUUUUACAUUGAUUAUUACCGGUCGGUUUACCAAACGGGUAUAUGUUGCCUAUUCGACGAUGUAUUGCAUAGGAACAUUGUUAUCUAUGCAGAUACCGUUUGUUGGUUUUCAACCAGUUCAAUCCAGUGAACAUAUGGCAGCAUUUGGUGUUUUUGGUCUUUGUCAACUUUAUGCUUUCAAUUCAUUUAUUCGUUCAAAACUUUCACAAGAAUAUUAUAGUAUUCUAUUUAGAUCAUUAGUUUUAUUUAUCGGUAUUAUUUCAUUGUCCGCCAUCAUUAUAUUGACAAUUAUUGGCAAAAUAUCACCAUGGACUGGCCGUUUCUAUUCAUUAUUGGAUCCAUCAUAUGCCAAAAAUAAUAUACCCAUCAUUGCAUCAGUGUCCGAACAUCAACCAACAUCAUGGUCAUCAUUCUAUUUUGAUCUACAGAUUCUUGUCUUUCUAUUUCCAGUUGGAUUAUAUUUUUGUUUUAAAAAUCUUACCGAUUAUAAUAUAUUCAUCAUACUAUAUGGUGUGACUAGUAUUUAUUUUGCUGGUGUUAUGGUACGAUUAAUGUUGGUAUUGGCACCGGUCAUGUGUAUACUUUCUGGUAUUGGCAUAUCAAGAUUGCUUACAAUUUAUUGUGGCCAUUUGGAUUCAACAACAGGUCAAUCAUCAUCAUCGACAACACAUCAUCAAUCUGAACGUAAACAGAAACGAAUUGAAAAUACUUUUGUAAUGAAAAAAGAAGUGGCCACUGUUUUUGUAUUCAUAGCCACUGGUAUGCUUUUAUCAUAUGGUUAUCAUUGUAUUUGGGUAACAUCCGAAGCAUAUAGUUCACCAUCGAUUGUAUUAUCCGCACGUACACAUGAUGGUAGUCGAAUUAUAUUCGAUGAUUUUCGUGAAGCAUAUUAUUGGCUACGAAUGAACACACCGGAAGAUGCAAAAAUUAUGUCCUGGUGGGAUUAUGGCUAUCAAAUAACGGCAAUGGCUAAUCGUACUAUACUUGUGGAUAAUAAUACUUGGAAUAAUACACAUAUAUCACGUGUUGGCCAAGCAAUGGCAUCGGAUGAACAACAUGCAUAUAAAAUAAUGCAAGAAUUAGAUGUUGAUUAUGUAUUGAUCAUAUUUGGUGGCCUAACUGGAUAUUCAUCAGAUGAUAUUAAUAAAUUCUUAUGGAUGGUACGUAUUGGUGGUUCCACUGAUCGUGGUCGCCAUAUAAAAGAACAAGAUUAUUAUACAACCAGUGGUGAAUUUCGUGUGGAUAAAGAAGGUUCAAAAACAUUAUUGAAUUGUUUGAUGUAUAAAAUGUCUUAUUAUCGUUUUGGAUCAGUAUAUACGGAAGGUGGUAAACCGCCUGGCUAUGAUCGUGUUCGUGGUACAGAAAUCGGUAAUAAAGAUUUUGAAUUGACCACAUUGGAAGAAGCUUAUACUACUGAACAUUGGUUGGUACGAAUUUAUAAGGUGAAAAAAAUGCCCAAUCGUGGUUGAUGAUUUUUUUUUAUUUUGAUAUAAAAAUUUUGAUUUUUUUUUCGUCUCGGAUAAUAAUUAAAAAAUGUAAAUUGUAAAUAGUAGUGAGGUACGCACUAAUCUUUGAUUAAUAAAAUAAAAUUUUUUUUUAAUUUUUUCAA
Messenger RNA from Dermatophagoides farinae (American house dust mite), 2464 nucleotides. It is a transcript of the gene Stt3A, whose product is annotated as catalytic subunit 3A of the oligosaccharyltransferase complex. The record is from RefSeq and is a predicted model, not a curated record. Gene Ontology annotation, biological process: post-translational protein modification. Gene Ontology annotation, cellular component: membrane. Gene Ontology annotation, molecular function: dolichyl-diphosphooligosaccharide-protein glycotransferase activity. NCBI's taxonomy places the organism in Eukaryota, Metazoa, Arthropoda, Arachnida, Sarcoptiformes, Pyroglyphidae.